Molecule: messenger RNA, 5951 nt
Organism: Acanthopagrus latus (yellowfin seabream)
Lineage: Eukaryota; Metazoa; Chordata; Actinopteri; Spariformes; Sparidae
Exons: 11
Coding region: 779-2488 (569 amino acids)
Source: RefSeq, a predicted model, not a curated record
UUGUAGAUCGCAUCACUCUCAGUUGUGAGCCUGCGUGCGCACGAACGGGCGCGUGCCCGCGGCGUUGUGAGCGCGCUGGCGGUGCUGAUGGAGGCUGAUUCAGUGUGAACAGACGCUGCAGGAGGAGGAGGAGGAGCAGGACCCUUCAUCUGAUCACAUCAUCGAUCCGCGAUGAUCGAUCGAUGACCUGUGAUCAGCUGUUUUCAUCCCGGAGCGGCUGCACGAGGCCACAAUCAGCGUCAUCAAUCAAUCAAUGAGCUUCUUCGAUCACACCUGAUGUGUGGAGCGCCUGACGCAGCGGAGACAAUCAGCUGAGCGGAGGUUCUGGAGCGGACCAUCUCUGGAUCAUGUGACCGAGGGGUUGCAGGUGGGAACCCACAGGACGUCCGGAGCCGCAGGAGGUCCAGGUCAGAGGUGCUGAAGACUGCUUAACUCCCUCUGCAGGCCGACCAGGGAACUACAACUACACUGCCUGCUAACUGCUAACAGCUAACCGCUAAUCAACUCCACAGCCGUGCUGUGGUCGAUGUUCAGGCUGCUGGAUGGCCACAGGAGUGAACUACUGGAGCUCUUAUGAACCCAGUAACAAGGACAUCCCUCAUGUGUUCACCUGGGGCCACCUGAUGAUCAUCACGUGAUGAUGUCAUCAUGUGGACGGGGACAAUAAAGUUUGAACUGAUUUGAAUGCGUGGUGCAGGUGAGUGAGUGUGUGUGGGGCAGCGAACAGGAGUUGAGCAGCGAGGAGGGAGGAGGCGAAGUCACAUGGGACACACAAGCCAUGGAGGUCAAAGGUCAACUCAUCUCAGCACCUGACCCUCUCACCUGUCCGGACAGGAAGCAGAGGGAGCGAAUGGCAGAGCUGCAGGAGAGGAGGCGGGGCCUACAGGCACUCCUCAGCACUCGAUUGGCUGAGCUGAGAUGCAUCUGUCUGCAGGAGGCAGAGCUGACGGGGUCUGUGCCCAGCGACUACCCCCUGGAGGCGGGGGAGAGACUGCCCUGUGUCCGACGGAGAGGUGGGACGUCUCGCCAAGGAAACAGGAAAUGUCGAGCAGAGGAUGACAUCGACUGUCAGCGUUCAAAACCAAAGAAAACUUUAUUCAGUGGAGCUCUGAGGAAACACAGCGACUCUGAACACAACACACACACUCAGACACACACACACCACGGCAAGAGGACUGUGCACAGAGGCUGCCACACAGAUGACACAGUGAGAUCAGAGAGCAGCUCGACAUCAGACUCAACAGGACACGACAAUGAUGACGGGGUGUCUCAGUGUCGCCCCCCGCUGGUCUCUGCUGGUUCUCCAGGUGAGGUUCUCUACCAGAACAAAACCAGGAAGACCUCACUGCACAACAGGUGCGACCAUCCAGAUGACCUUCAGGCCCACAGGCCCCUCCCCCCCCCUCCCUCUCAGGCCUCUACCAACCCCCUCCACCCCCCCCCUCCACUGCCUCGCUCUCAGGACUCCUCCUUUUCCUCAGGCCCCUCUGAUCCCAGUGCAGUGGAGGGCGGAGUCAGGGUGAAUGGCACUCGCCACAGUCACAGCUCAGAUGCUCUCCUCGACCACAUCAACCCCCCAGAGGAGGAGGGGGGAUUGUGGGUAAACGGUUUGCUGGGGUCCCGAGGAAAAAACACAGCUGGAGCGUUCAUGAGCUCUGAGACGCUGAUGGACGGACGCACAAGGAUGAAUAAUGCACUGAGCGAGGGAGGAGGGGCGGGGCGAGGGAGAGGAGGCGGGUACAGCGAGGUGCUGCUGGACUAUGUCUGGGGGAAACAACAGAAGCUGCAGUGGCAGCAGUCCCAGACCAACAACAGGAAGCCAAUCACAUCACAGCACCAGCUGCUCUACAAUGGCCUCUCCUUACAGCAGCCCCUGGGAGCCCCGCCCACCUGCCGCAGUCACCCGGGUGACCAGCGGCGGAUCAAAGUGACCCGCACCAAAUCCUGCGGCCCCUUCCUCCCAGUGCAGCAGAGCCAGACCGAUACCCACAAUCCCCCUCUGUCCGCCAUCCAGCCUGACCCCCACCCCCACCUGCUUCCCCCCCGCCCACCACACCUGCCUCCCACCCAGGACGCACAGCUGGAGGAGGCCACCAGGAGCCUGCACAAGGCCCUCGCCCUGGAAGGUCUGAGGGACUGGUACCUGAGGAACACAAUAGGCUCCACCCACCAAAACCAGGCCAGCGGAAAGGUCAACGCAGGGGUCAACGCUAAGGUGAAUGACGGGGUCAAAGGUCAGAAUGGAGGGGGUGGAGCUCUGCAGGGCAGACGGAGGACAACCGUUGUCAUCCAGACAGAAACAAGUCAUCAUCACGCUCCGCCGCAACACAAACAGACGCUGCCACAUUCAGCCACUUUCCAUGGACACCCGCUGCACGGCAGGUCUGUGGACAGCUCUCUCCACCAUGACUCCUUCCCUCCUCACAAACAGGAAGUCCUUCUCAGAGAUCUGACUCUAGACCAGCCGUCUCCUGGAACUCUUGUCUGACUCACUGACAGUGAGGGCGCAGACAGACCAAUCCCAGGCUGGCUUCCUGGGAUCAGCGUGUCCUGAUGCUUGUUCAAGAGGACUUCCCAAAACUCCACCCACCACGUCACACAGAGAAUGGUGAUGUCAUCAGUAAGUGGGUUGACACAUGUCAGCUGACCUCCUGUUGACUAAUGGGAGCGCUGCUCAGCUGUGAUGGACCGUUGAUUUGAUCAGGGAUGAAACAACUUCCUCAAGUUCAGAACAUCAAAAGGAUUCUUGGUAAAAACCCCAGCUGACGAGUUGGUGUUUUACUGUCGUUUCCAUGAUGACAGUCUUUAAUCUGCUCAGACAAUCAAGACUGAACAAGCUUUUGUACGACUGAUGUACGGAAGAUGAAGAUGAUGAUGAUGAUGAUGAAACUGUUGCACACAAUCACCAGCUGAUGUCACCAGCUCUGUCCAGCAGACCAGCAGUCUGUACAGAUGAACUCUGAUCAGAUCAGGUGACAUGUUCUAUCCCUCAGGUGAGUCCAGACUUAAACUGUCAGGUGAGACUCUUCAGGUAUUCUUACAGUCUUGACUCAACGUCUCUGCACUAAAGUUCAACAGCGGAUGCAGCAGGAAACAGAAAGAACAGAUUGCCAGUCACAGGAUUCCUUCUCACAACCACACCAGGAAGCUUCGUCUUCCUGCUCCAGCAACACCAGUGAAGAACCAGUAAGGUCUGUGGUAUCAGCAGCAUCGGGAGUCAGUUAAACCAAACACACCAAAGCUAUCAGUAAUAAUCAUAUCGAUCAUGUCUAACAUGCUCAGGACGAUUGAACAGCACCAGCAGCUGUUGGAGCAGCAUCAGGCUGCUGCAGCAUGUUGGUCCUGGUGGUCAAACGGUGUAACUACAGUGUGACGUGACACCUCCAUCUGCACGCUGUGUUGACGACGCGUCAGUUAAUCACAGGAUACGAGCGACCGGUUUCCCUGUUUGAUCAGAAAGCUAAACAGAAAGUUAACUACUUGGCAGGUCUAACAAUUGACGUUACAUUAAACCUGGACUCAGUGUUGGAGGCGGGGCCUUGUUCAUUGCUCUGAGAGCUGCUCAGUGUUGUUUGACUUCCUGGUCUAAAAUUACGGAGAUCAUCCAUUUUGUGUGGCUCACAGAGCGCGAGCACAAGAGACUUCCACCGACCGAGCUGGCUAACUUCCUGUUUAGUCCCCGGCUAACUAACAGACUUAAAUGCUAUUGAACUGAAUGGAUCAAACUCUGACUGAUCUCUUGGGGGAUGUCAUUUGUCUCUUCUUUCACGUGUUGGUUCAAAGUGUUUUUGGGCCCCAGUGCGUCCCGUGAUGAUGUCAUUACAGUUUGAACACUAAGACAACUGGCUUCAAAGCCUGGAGCUCUUCAUGGAGGUCGGGUGUCACUCUCUGGUGCUCUGUAAGGAUCCGCUUGUGACACUGAGCAGCUUUAAUGAAAAUAAAUGAAGCUCCGCCUCCACAGACGUCCACGCCUCACUCACCUGUGACAACUGUCUGUAUACAUCCAUUAUUUAUGAUCAGGUUCUAAAUAGGCUCCUAGUGCUGCAGACUGUUGAUCCGACUGAACUGAUGACAGCUGUGUGACAAGUGAACUUGUCUGAGUUCAACUGAUCGAUUUGAAGAGAAUGGUGGUUCCUUGUGAGGAGAAUGUGAGAACAUGGGUAGAGACUGUUGGUGGCGUGAGAGCAAUAAGAGGACGGAGGAAUUGUUGAACUUCUUCAACUUUUCAGGAUCAUCUGCAGCGACAAUCCGAUGAUGAUGUCACAAUGUUGAUCUACUGGUUGAUCAACUGAAUGGACUUUUAUCAGCUGUUCAUGAACUGUUAAAAAUAAACUUGACAUCAGAGUUCCAACUUCUGAUCGACAGUAUUGAUUCUUAUUGAUCAGUUUGUCUUUUAAUUAUCAGUUCAGAGAAACCAGCCUGACCUCGGCUCCUCCCACAGGAAGCUAUGGUCACAUGACACACCUGCAGCCUCUUCAAACGUGAAGGAGUAACCACUGAUGACAUCAUCAAAGAACCAGUGGACACCUGGACGAGGUGCGCUCAGCUGUGAUGAUGUCACAUGAAGCUGACCUUCUUCAGGGGUUCAAAUGUCUGUUGGUGGAUUCUGACGUUCAUAGAUCAAACCACCUGAUUGGACACAGACUGGGAUGACUGAUGACGUCAUUGAUCAUCCUGCAAUUGGCUGCAGCUGCUGUCAUGUGACCGUAGCUUCAGAGGAGCAGAAAGAGUCCCCAGCAUGCACUGCUUCAACCUCUGGACCCGGAAACAAACCGCCGACUGUUUCACCUGACUACUGCAGCAGUACCAUGUAGUACUCUCAUGGACUCUGUGGUACCUCACAGGUGUAUGGAAGGUGGAUGAGGUCAAAGUUAUAGUCAUCGUCUCAAAGUUUUGAAGAAAUUCAACUUUUAAAUCGAAAUGACAACAUUAAUAAACUAGUUUACAACGUUUUGUGGUUCAGUUGAGCUCACAGCAGGCUGGUUCUGACCCGCCCCCUGCUGGCUGGUUCUGACCCCCCUGCUGGCUCAUUUACACACAGCAGCUUCAAUAUGAAACUUGAUUAACUAAAUGUUGAAAUGUUGAACUGUAGGAGAUGAAUAACAACUGCAUCGGCUUCAUCUGGUCCUGUGCAGUACAAAUAUGGAGAGACGUCAUCAAGAUGAACGACUGAGGUCAGAGGUCAGAGGUCCAAACCCUCCAGCAGCCUCCAACCAAACUCAGUGUUUUCAUAAAGCUUGUUAUUUCAUGACAGUUUUCUCUGUCCUUGUUUUAGCGUGUCAGAUGUUCAUUCUGCUGAGGAACACUAAACUAUUUUGAUUUGAUUGCAAAUACACUAUGUCAUUUUGAGGAAGAGAAACAUCUUCACUUAAUGAUUUCCUUGAUUGAAUAAACUGAAAAAACAAAAACACAAAGUGUCCUCAAAAGAAAUCACAGUUUCAAGUGUUGGACUGGGUUUGUGUCGGCAGGACGCUUGUUAGGACUUACUUCCCCUCGAGGAUGCCUUCUAUAUAUGAAAAUAUAUCACAGUUUGUAUUACUACUUUAUUAAUGUUGUAAAUAUUAUAAUAGUGCCCCUUUAAUGAAGUUAAACAUGAGAAUUCUUUGGAAUGUUCUUAUUCUCAGAACAAACAAAGGACGUGACCUCAACACUGGACUCCUGUCCCCCUUCAGGUCCAGGACCAGCUGUUGUCUAGUCUGUCAGUGUGACAUCACAGCUGUCUCUGCUAUGAUGCGUUCAGGUGCAUUCUGUACAGCGGUGUUCCUUUAUACUUUGAGCUGUACAGUCUGAACUUUGUGUAAAAAUAAUUUUCUAUCUUUUUCUACACGUUGUCAUUUGUACUUUUUUCACUCUUUCUGCUGUUUGAUGUUAGACAAUGAAAAAGCUUCAUGUAAAUAAUGAAUGACACACUGUCAACAUGCUGUUUUUAAAUAAAGUUUUCUCUUCACUGA